Molecule: messenger RNA, 668 nt
Organism: Salvelinus namaycush (lake trout)
Lineage: Eukaryota; Metazoa; Chordata; Actinopteri; Salmoniformes; Salmonidae
Product: tolloid-like protein 1
Exons: 4
Biological process (GO): proteolysis
Molecular function (GO): metalloendopeptidase activity; zinc ion binding
Source: RefSeq, a predicted model, not a curated record
UCUCUCUUCCUGUCUUUGUUUCUUUGUCCCUCUCUCUCCAGCUGUUGCUCCUACGUGGGUCGUCGUGGUAACGGUCCUCAGGCGAUAUCGAUAGGGAAGAACUGUGAUAAGUUUGGCAUCGUGGUUCAUGAGUUGGGUCACGUAAUCGGGUUCUGGCAUGAACAUACCCGGCCCGACCGAGACGAUCACGUCACCAUCAUCAGAGACAACAUACAACCAGGUCAGGAGUAUAACUUCCUGAAGAUGGAACCAGGAGAGGUGAACUCACUGGGAGAGCCUUACGACUUCGACAGCAUCAUGCAUUACGCUAGGAACACCUUCUCACGAGGUAUGUUUCUAGACACCAUCCUCCCAUCUAGAGAUGAGAAUGGGAUCCGUCCUGCCAUUGGCCAGAGAACCAGACUCAGUAAAGGAGAUAUAACUCAGGCCAGGAAGCUCUACAGAUGCCCCGCAUGCGGGGAGACCCUACAGGAGUCGACAGGUAACUUCUCGUCGCCCGGUUACCCAAACGGUUACCCCUCGUACACACACUGUGUCUGGAGGGUCUCUGUCACCCCGGGAGAGAAGGUAAACACAGAGAUAGGGGAGAGAAGGUAAACACACAGAGAUAUGGGAGAGAAGAUAAAUACAGAGAGAUAGGGGAGAGAAUGUAAACACAGAGAUAGGGG